CAAAGGGAGUGGGCGCUCAUUGGCUCCGGCCGUGUGCGCUCUGUUGUCCCCCAGCGAGAGCAGCUCAGCCCCUAUUCACAUGUUAAUAAGCCCCUAUAAAUACUAACAACAGCCACUCAGCGCCAGCAGCACGUCUCACUUGGAUUGCACAAUAAACACAGGGCGCCUCGCCUGCGAGUUUGUCGAUUUUUUUUUCUUCCUGUAACCGGUUCCGUUUGCCAGCUGCCCCUCACUGAGGAAUCGGGAGUAAAAAAGCAACAGUGGGAGAAGCCACAGAAGCGGCGAUCCAACCAACAUGGCCCCCUCGGCUCGGCCCAGCAACACCGGACUUGACAUGGAAGAAGAUGAGCUCUAUUACGGGAUUCAGAAAGGGGACAGAAAGACUAGGAAACCCCUGGUGGAGAAGAAGAGGCGAGCUCGCAUCAAUGAGAGUUUGCAGGAGCUGCGGACUUUGCUGGCAGACACAGACUUUCACUCCAAGAUGGAGAACGCAGAGGUGCUGGAGAUGACGGUGAAAAAGGUGGAGGAUAUCCUGAAGAACCGAACCCAAGAAUCAGACGCACUCAGCCGUGAAGCCAGCGAGAGAUUUGCUGCCGGCUACAUCCAGUGCAUGCAUGAGGUCCACAUGUUUGUGUCCAGCUGUCCUGGGAUCGAUGCAACAGUGGCAGCCGAGCUCCUCAACCAUCUGCUGGAGUGCAUGCCCCUGAAUGAGGACCACCUCCAGGACGUGCUGAUGGAUUUAAUCACAGACACUUCUGGGAGCAGCACUUGGCACGGAGGCAGCGAGACGCUCUGCGCGACCCUGGCCUCCCCCGGAGGAAGGAGUGUAUCCAGCAGCUCGUCCUCGGCCCUCUCCCCGGCCCCAUCCACCACAUCCAGCGAGGACCUGUGCUCUGACCUGGAUGAGACCGACAGCGAGCACAACCACAGCUCCACAGAGGGUAUGGAGAGCAGGGAGGCCCUGAGCAUGCCCACCAUCACCUACCCCCUGUCUAUGUGGAGACCCUGGUAGAGGUCUGGGGGGUUUGGAUAGGAUGCAGUUGGGAUACGUUGAAGCAGGGUUUAUGGGUGUUUGUUUUUUUAAAGAUGUGACACUGAGCCUCCCACAGAAAGGGAAAAUUCCACCCUAAAACACAUGAACACUUUAAAAACUGCCAUUUGUGCGCUCAUUUACGCCUGCAGAUAACUGACCACAUGCAUGGAUUUUUUCUGGACUCCCCACAGUGAUGAUUAAUAAUCACAUCUGUUGUACAAGAGGCGCAGAGACACUGACAGCAGCCUCAGUUGAGGGAUCAUGACUGCGGGUUUUCUCUUCACCCUGGAGUGCUGCAAGUUUAUACCCUUCCUUUGCAUUCUGGGAAGUGUAGGAGCAGGUUGAGGAAACAACAUGUCAUCAGAAAAUCACUCCUGAAGUACAGAACAUUGGAUAUCACAGAAAAAAUGUUAAAGGGUGGAGUUUUCCCUCAGGGGUCUUUCCUUUCCAGGGUCUCUCCAGCUAAGGACCUCCUGAAAGUCCCCUCUCCCCUCCUCCCCCCUUUCCUUCUCAGUAGUGACACACUGGCUUUGAGUCCACCUGAGUCCACUGUUGAGACUUUUCCUUACACCCAGAGAAACCUUCCCUCUCAACACUUCACUUAUAACCCAACAGCAAAGGACAGACAAGGAACAGUUCAGCAUGUUCACACUGUUUUUGUGUCAAUAACUUUGUGUAUAUAGGAUUUGUAUGAGGAGAAAAGCUCUUUUAGAAACCAAGAAGUUUGGCAAUGCCUCUGAUUAAUAUAAAUAUUUCUAUUGUAUUUCAUAAAGGCCUGUAGUUUAUUUGACCAGUAGCCUCCUUCUGAACGACCACUUUAUGUUGUAAUGAUGUUUAGAGAUGUUUU
Molecule: messenger RNA, 1880 nt
Organism: Thunnus maccoyii (southern bluefin tuna)
Lineage: Eukaryota; Metazoa; Chordata; Actinopteri; Scombriformes; Scombridae
Gene: her13
Product: hairy-related 13
Exons: 4
Coding region: 296-1012 (238 amino acids)
Biological process (GO): anterior/posterior pattern specification; regulation of transcription by RNA polymerase II; regulation of neurogenesis
Cellular component (GO): nucleus
Molecular function (GO): RNA polymerase II cis-regulatory region sequence-specific DNA binding; DNA-binding transcription factor activity, RNA polymerase II-specific; protein dimerization activity
Source: RefSeq, a predicted model, not a curated record